AUGGAUACCGCCACGAAUCAGGGCGCACGCAGGGGGUCUCCGCGACAGCCGGCGGAAAAAGUGUCUCCCGCAGCGCUAGAGCAUCCGCGGACGUUUGAGUCGCCAGCGCGGGUGUCUCCCCGGCAGGUGGCGGAAAAGGUAUCGCCCGCAGCAAGGAAGGGUGACCCGCAGCCGCCGCUUGAGUCGCCCGGAAGGCGCUCAGCGCGGGGAGGGGCUUCGCAGCAAAGCGGCGGCGAGCGGAGGAAGGCCGACGUGAGGAAAUUGUCGGAUUCGCGUGAAUUGCCUAACACAGCAGCCGUUGAAGCAGCACGGGAGGGUGACCCGCAGCCGCCGCUUGAGUCGCCCGGAAGGCGCUCAGCGCAGGGGGCAUCGUCGCAGCAAUGCGGCGGCGAGAGGAGGAAGGAGAGGGCGGAGGCGAGGAGGUCGCUGGAUUCGUGUGAUUUGCUGAAAAGGCCAGUCGUUGUGGCAGCGGGGGGUUGGUCUCCCCAAGCAUCGUGUGGCGGGAAGGAGCGGGCAAAGAAGGGGGUGCUGAAGGACAAACUCCUAAAGGGAGGGGAGCGAGAGAAGGGAGAGGAGUUGAAGGAUAAUUUUUUGAAGGGGCAGGGGAUUCUUGAAGGUGCAUCUCGUGGCAAGGGAAGGACGCCGGUGGUAGGCAGCAGCAGGAAGGCCAAGGAGCGGGAGACGAAGGAGUUGACAGAUAAGCUGCUGAAGGAGUUUUUUGAAGGGGCACCGUGUGACAUUGAAGGAACACCGAGUGGCAUUGUAGGAGCAUCUCCUGGCAAACGAAGGCCGCCCAUUGUUGGCAGCAGCAGCGCGAGGGCGAACGGCAGGAGGACUAUUGGGUCGCUGGCAGAGCUGCGACAGCUGGAAAUGACGGAGCAUGGGGAACGGAUGACGCAGCACGGGCGGCAGCUGACGCAUUAUGAGCGGCAGCAGCGCAAGGAGUUGGUUAAGAGGGGUAACAGCGGGCCUCUGCGCAUGUCUCCCUCCGCCCAUGCCGUCCGCAGGCGCAACAGGAGCAUGGGGGACGAUGCAGCUCUUUUUGACCCGACCCAACAGGCGCAGCAGUCACCUCGCAGGCGAAACAGGAGCACGGAGCUUGAUCCAGCACCUGUGACUCUACCCAAGAGUCGCCUAGGGAUUGCUCCUGCAGCAUUGCAUGUAAUGUCAUCGGCAAGCGACGAAGAGGGCGAGAAAACUCGCGCUGGUAACCGCGUAACGCAUCGCGAGUCAUCCGUCCCUUCCUCGGCAGGCAAGCACGCAGACUCUGGGAGAAUGGAGAGCCUUGGAGCGGUGGUUGAAAGCCCGAGAUACGAGUCGUUGAACGCACAAAGGGAGGCGGACGGAGAGGGGACAGAUGAGGAGGAAGAGGAAGAGGAAGAGGGUGAUGGAGAUGAAGAUGCAUGCAGAAGUUUUCAAAGCAGCAGAGGUGUAUCAGACGCAGGCUGCUAUGGUGAAUCUCCUCCUGCCACAGCCGUUCUUUCCGCUGCUCCGCGUCUGGACCAGCCGCAGUGUUUCUCCCCUGAAGCCACUCCACCCGGUCGCCUCGCAUCCUCGCUCAAAGCACUCGUUGGCAGGUUGACGUUCGCCCGCACUCGCGGGGACGGCAGCAGAGGAGGGGACAGAAGGGCUGGGGGUGGCAGUGGUGGCGGCGGCAGUGGUGGUGGCGGCAGUGGUGGCGGCGGCAGUGGUGGUGGUAGCGGCAGCAAAGCUGGUGGGUUCAAGGAGCCACCAACACCAACGCACGGGCUGCAGCGUGAUGGAACUGUGAAACCGAGGGGUGGGAAGGCAGGCGGUGCUGAUCGAACGACCAGCAGAAGCUGUUCCAAGGGUCCGUGUGAUCCCACGGUGUAG
Messenger RNA from Closterium sp. Naga37s-1, 1854 nucleotides. Lineage: Eukaryota; Viridiplantae; Streptophyta; Zygnematophyceae; Desmidiales; Closteriaceae. The record is from the annotation of a GenBank genome assembly.